Molecule: messenger RNA, 1776 nt
Organism: Papilio machaon (common yellow swallowtail)
Lineage: Eukaryota; Metazoa; Arthropoda; Insecta; Lepidoptera; Papilionidae
Gene: MetRS-m
Product: methionine--tRNA ligase, mitochondrial
Exons: 10
Coding region: 122-1774 (550 amino acids)
Biological process (GO): methionyl-tRNA aminoacylation
Molecular function (GO): ATP binding; methionine-tRNA ligase activity
Source: RefSeq, a predicted model, not a curated record
CUUUUUCGGGAUUUUCAGUUUUAAUAAUUACAUAAAAUAUGAAAUAAAAUUGUAUUAUAGAGACAAUUCUUUCGCCGUAUAAUAUAGUGAUAGUGAUAAUAAAUAUAAAAGGGAGUUUAAAAUGAGACUUACAAUACGAUUGUUAUCUUCUGUUGCGCGGAAAAGACCAUUUUAUGUUACCACACCGAUUUUUUACGUAAAUGCCGCCCCACAUCUUGGGCACUUAUACUCAGCACUGGUAGCAGAUGCAGUGCAGAGAUUUGAAAAACUCACAAACCCUGACUGUAACAUAAUAUUUAGCACAGGCACAGAUGAACAUGGUACAAAGAUUCAACAAGCAGCCGCCAAAGCCAACCUAUCUCUGUCAACAUAUUGUGACAAAAUAUCUCAAGAGUACAGAGAUCUGUUCAGAGACUUCAACAUUAACCAUACAGACUUCAUACGUACUACAGAAGAUAGGCAUAAGAAAGCGGUUGCACAUUUUUGGAAAGAAUUAGUAAAACGAGAUUACAUCUACAAAGCGAAAUAUUCCGGUUGGUACAGUGUCAAUGAUGAGGCAUUUAUACCUGAGACACAUUUGAGAGAUGAUAUUGUGGAUGGAGAAAAAGUAAAAGUAUCAAUAGAAUCUGGCCACAGUGUGGAAUGGACAGAGGAGACAAACUAUAUGUUCAGAUUGAGCGCAUUCAAAACACAUCUGCAAAAUUGGCUAAAAACAGAUGGUGUGGUAACUCCCAGCAGGUUUCAGAAGCAACUCUUGGACUAUUUGGAUAACGAGACUUAUUUCCCAGACAUUUCAGUCAGCAGACCUUCCUCCAGAGUACAUUGGGCUAUCAGGGUGCCAGGUGAUGAUGAUCAGAGCAUCUAUGUGUGGCUGGAUGCACUCAUCAACUACCUGUCGGUGAUAGGAUAUCCCGACGAUGAGGUGAUGAAGAGCAGCGGCAGACCUUGGCCUGCUGAUGUACAAGUUGUUGGGAAAGACAUACUCAAAUUCCAUGGCAUCUAUUGGCCUGCAUUUUUAAUGGCCGCUGGAUAUCAUCCACCUCGUCGAUUGUUGUGUCAUGCACAUUGGACAGUUGAUGGCAUCAAGAUGUCAAAGUCUCUGGGUAAUGUGGUCAACCCGAGACAAGUGGGGGCUCCGCCCUCAGCCCUUAGGUAUCUCUUACUGAGAGAGGCUACUAUGUCUUCUGAUGCCAAUUUCAGUGAGACUAAGUUAAUAAAUAUCGCAAAUGCGGAACUUGCUGACACACUCGGCAACUUGGCGGCUCGUUGCGCUGCGCCUGCGCUGAACAACUCUAACACACAGCAUCACAUCUCUGCGGAGACACUCUCUACUUGCAGGGGAGAGGAUACGACAGGGAAACUUAUGGACGCGGUGGAGAGACUGCCAGAGCUAUGUCACGGUUAUUACAGUAAUUAUCAAUUCUACAAAGCUGCGGAUGCUGUCAUCCAUGUUUUACAUUUAGCUAAUUUAUUCUUUGAAACACAAAAACCUUGGGAAUUAAAGAAAAAGAAUGCUCAAAAUGAAUUAGACACAGUUCUUUAUAUAACAACGGAAACAUUAAGGAUAUGUGCUAUUAUAUUACAACCUUUAAUACCGGAUCUGGCAACACAGUUGUUGGAUAAAUUACAAGUACCACAAGAUUGUAGAAGCUGGCAACACUGCGAAACUCCCUCGUGGACAGAUUGCGGUGUACAAUUAAAAUUGCAACCCGGAAAGUUUGUACUAUUCCAAAGAAUAUAUAUUGAUAAAAAAGCAAAGAAAAUUAAUGCUUAAUU